Messenger RNA from Sordaria macrospora k-hell, 981 nucleotides. RefSeq lists its product as uncharacterized. The record is from RefSeq and is a predicted model, not a curated record. NCBI's taxonomy places the organism in Eukaryota, Fungi, Ascomycota, Sordariomycetes, Sordariales, Sordariaceae.
AUGGCCAACCCUGCCACCUCAAUCGUCAAUCCUGCGGGAGAGGAGAUCCUCCUCUUCUUUGUCGACGGAGACAAGCGACUUGCUCUCCAGGAGAUCCCCAUUGAUCCGGAGCAGCCCAUGUUUGAUUAUGAUCCCCUGACCACUCCCGGCGGUUCUCACAUCACCAACCAGAGCAUCGCUGCCGUUUCCCUCCGUGGCCUGCCGGUCGUCUUUGGUCAGAUUGAGAUUACCACUGGCUCGGGGGACGCGGUGAAGAAGAGCCGUGUCCUUGCUCAACUCAGCCCCAUCGUGAAAGUCAUGGCUGGAAAGAAGCCUGAGGAGACAACCUUCGACGAGAACCAGAACGCAUUUGCUGCCAUCAGCAAUCAACAAGGUGAUAAAGUGGGCACUCAUGCUUGGUGCUACUUCAUCAAGAACAGAUCCAAGGAGGGUACUGCUGUCAAGCUGGGCCUACAGGAGGCCAGCCUUAUCGGCAAUAGCGUCAAGGUUCAUCAUUUCAGUGACCAGGAAAUUCCGAGCGACUUGAUGCCUGGUACCACCUCCCGUCUCGCGGCUCUGUACCUUGACACGAACCACCGCGAGGUGUACUACCAGGUUGAGGAUCCCAAAUCCCAUUCCAUAUAUUGUUACCGAAUUGGUAGCAGCAACCCUCCGAUGAAGAUACCUGGUACCUCGUACGCAAUGCCGGGAACCCCCAUUGCCGUGACCAAGUCCAAGGCGGGGAACGUCUAUCUUUAUUACCUUUCCAAGCCAGGAUCAGAAGGAUACGCAAACAUACAACGUACCGACAGAGUUAAUUCGGAAUGGCAGGCGACGGCGAGUGUCAAGAGCGAGUUUGACUUUGCGGUCUCGACGGUCCUCGAGACUCAGUUGGCUGUCACGCAGGUCGCUGUAAAGGACAAGCUGCAGAAUACGGUGUUCUACCUCGGUUCGUCCGAUGAGCAGUACAAGCCUAUUCGUGACAAGGGUGAAAUUAAAUAA